Molecule: messenger RNA, 1023 nt
Organism: Prorocentrum cordatum
Lineage: Eukaryota; Dinophyceae; Prorocentrales; Prorocentraceae
Source: the annotation of a GenBank genome assembly
AUGUGUUUGGCACGGACCAAGUCAGCCGUGGCCUACCAGAAGCUGGAGGUGAACCGACGUGGACCUUCGAUAUACACCAUCCUGCAGGGCUCGGCUCUGGAGAUCGUAGAACACCUGGAGUUUGAAGAAUACGACUGCGAAGACGGUGGCGACAAGCUCGUCGAGCUGCCUGCGCGAAUCCUGCUACAUCGCUGCGGGUUCACACCAGACCAGCUUGCGACCGUGAAGGCGAAGGCGGCAGAGUAUAUGGCCGAGGCUGGCGCGCUGGUGGCCGACCAGGCCGACGAGGCAGAUGAGGAGUGGCAGUCCGAGAUUGGCCACGUCACCGCCGCCAUCGCGAAGAGUGAUCUUCCUCUGCUACUGAGCAAGCCCCUGCUCAAGGCCCAACAAGGGCGCGUGGACUUCGCGACGAACGGCAUCGCCUUGGACGCGUUAGCGGUAUGGCAGGCCGAGGAGGAUGGCGCGCCGCAGCGGCACGUGUUGUUCGUGGUCGAGCAGUGCAGGAGUCCGGUGCGGUGCUUCGGGUGUGGAUCCCCUGUGCAGCGCCGGGCGAUGCGGGUUAUCUUCCAGGACCGCGCGGCUGCGGCCCAGGAGCUCGCGCAGCUCCCGGAGGGCCCGGCCUCGAUCCAGCACUUCCAGUGGCCGCCGGCGCAGCCGCGGGCGGCCGCCGCCGCGCCCCUGGACCCGCUGCGGCGCCGGCUGCUGAGCCGCGAGGGCGACUUUACGCCGGAGGACUACGAGCUGCUGCUGGAGCUGGACGCGAGCCAAGGGUGCGGGGCGCGCGGCUCCUCCAGCUCCGCAGGCGCAGCUCAACUGCUCUUGGCGCGGCUUCCCACGCGCACCGUGGCGGAGGGCCCCGCGCAGGGCCAGUGCAGCAUCUGCCUGGAGCAGAUGGCCACCGGGGAGGAGGUGCGGACCUUGCCUUGCAUGCACGUUUUCCACCGCGGGUGCAUCGACCGCUGGCUGUCGAUGCCCGGGCCCCCGCGGUGCCCCAUCGACCAGGCCGUCCUCGAGCCGGCCUGA